Triticum turgidum subsp. durum (durum wheat) is the source of this 1092-nucleotide messenger RNA. The record is from the annotation of a GenBank genome assembly. Lineage: Eukaryota; Viridiplantae; Streptophyta; Magnoliopsida; Poales; Poaceae.
AUGGUUUUAACUUUGUUAACUUGUUUUAUUCUCCAGAGACCUAUGUUCUAUGGAUUAAAGAUGGGGCUUCUACCUUCUAUUAAAAGGGCUCUAAAGAUGUCGCUUCAGGUCUUCUUGCUUUCACUUGUCCUGAUUCUUAUUCUUCCUCGGCAAUUCAGAAUGGGAGGAUCCAUUGGAAGUCAAAUUAUCACCCAAAUCGCUAUUUUUAUAGUGACUACAGGUGUUUCCUUCUGUUGGGAAAUAAGCCAUCAUUUUGUCCAGGUUGUGCAUACAAGACGAUGCAGUUUUACUCCACCUCAGAGCUCUGCUGCUGCAGAGACUAAUCCUACCGAUUAUAUCCUCGAGACAUUGGAACUAAGUAAUCCACGUUCGCUGAUGCAAUAUCUUGCAUUCCAAGAUUUGUGUGCAGUAUCUGAAUGCAACAUUGAACCUUGGCGUCGAGGUGCCUUCUUUGAGGAGUCUGGUGAAACUUACAAAAGAAUUGUGACAGCCUGUUUGAAGCCACUUGAGGACUUCACUUCAAAAAUUGCUGAAGCACUUGAAGGGUUUACUAGUGAAAGGCCAGAACUAUUAUUACAACAGUCUAAGCUCUAUGGUGCAUUUAGUGAUUCACAGAUAUGCUCAUGGUGUGCUCGGACAUUGGCGACAUUAACUGCGCGCUCACGACAAGAGGAUCGCUAUGGAGUUGCUCAACUCACUGGCUGCAAUGCUGCUGUGAUGUCUACUUUGCUGUCUGCUCUAGUUGCGGUUGAAGCAUGUUUAGGGAAGAAAACUAACCCACAACCUGCGCACUCACUGGGUCCAGCAAGCAUUAAGUGGGGUAAUAACUUCUCCACUGCAAGAAAAGGCAAUGUAACUGCCAUCGCAAGCACACAAAGAGGUGGUCUGCACACUAAAGCUCAUUCAAUGGCUGAUGUUUUCCGGACUUCAAUUUAUCAGAUAGUCUCAGCCUUCUUGGAUGACAUGCGGGCAAAUGCAAAAGCUUCGAGUUUGGAGAAGAAUUGGAUCAGUGAAGGAAGAAAACCUAUACAUGGUUCACGUGCUGUGUUGGUUCAGAAGUUGAGCUUGUUUAUUGAAUACCGAGCUGUCUGA